AUGGAUGGUGCCACUAUUGGUACUCCGAAGUCUUGCGAGUGUGGAGCGAUCUUUAGAAAUUCAUUAGGAGAUCACGAAGGAUCCUUCUCUUUCUUUAUUGGUAACUACACUGCUUGGCUGGCUGAAUUAUUGGGUGUGAUAAUGGCUAUGGAGAUAGCUAUUGAGAAGAAGUGGAGUAAUAUUUGGCUUGAGACUGAUUCUAUCAUUGUUGCUAGGCUAGUUCACAAUGUUAAUUUGGUCCCUUGGUCCAUUAUAAACAGUUGGAAUAAUUGUCAUUUCAAUUUUAGGCAUCAUGGUUUCUUGUUAACUCACAUCUACAAGGAAGGGAAUUGUUGUGCAGAUGCUAUUACUAAUUUAGGUUAUAAUUAUAGAAACUUCACUUGGUACAACUAUGUUGUCAAGGAAGCUAGGGAGGAAUUAUUGCUCAACAAGUUUGGUUUUCCCAAACUUAGGUUGAUUUCCUCUUAA
Molecule: messenger RNA, 468 nt
Organism: Vicia villosa (hairy vetch)
Lineage: Eukaryota; Viridiplantae; Streptophyta; Magnoliopsida; Fabales; Fabaceae
Exons: 1
Coding region: 1-468 (155 amino acids)
Molecular function (GO): RNA-DNA hybrid ribonuclease activity; nucleic acid binding
Source: RefSeq, a predicted model, not a curated record